Messenger RNA from Brassica napus (rape), 1550 nucleotides. Its product is annotated as putative F-box protein At2g19630. Gene Ontology annotation, molecular function: protein binding. The record is from RefSeq and is a predicted model, not a curated record. Bases 210 to 1406 code for a protein of 398 amino acids. NCBI's taxonomy places the organism in Eukaryota, Viridiplantae, Streptophyta, Magnoliopsida, Brassicales, Brassicaceae. The transcript has a single exon.
GAAUGUUUGUCGGUGAAGUUAUCAAAAUAUUAUCUUUUGACGAUUUUCAACAUAAUAAUAAACUAAAAAUUUGAUAACUUACUAAUUACUCAUUGAUUAAUAUCCAAAAGUAUUUUCUUUUUAAAAACAUGAAAUAUGUGCAUGUACAUCAUUCAUUACUUUUCAGUUUACAAGGGAGAAUCUAGGGUUUGGGAGAACUAUUUGCUGCGAUGAAAACACGGCGGCAGCACGCCGCUGAGGACGCUCUGACAAAAUCCCGACGCAAAACGCAAUCUCCGGUCUCAGUUGGAAUCUCAGAGACGAUCCCUUUUGAUCUCAUCAUCGAAAUACUCUUGAGGUUGCCGUUGAAGUCGAUAGCUAGAUGUCGCUCUAUAUCCAAGUCUUGGGCUUCCAUACUCCGCCGUGAAGAUUUCACGGAGCUGUUCAUCACCAGGUCUCGAGCUCGUCCGCAAAUCUUGAUCUCUUGCGUAGAAAACAAUGAGUCGUUGUUAUUCUCGAUACCUCAAGUCCAAAAGCCAGGUGUUAUAGCCGCCAAUUAUAUUAUGAGGUUGCCCUGUACACAUUACUCUAAAAAUAUUGGUUCUCUCCGCGGUUUAGUCUGUUUUACACAUAUUGGGAAGAAUCAUAAAACAGAGCCGGUGAUAUGUAACCCUAGCACAAGACAAUUCUUAACUUUACCCCACGUGAAGACCAAGAAUGUUAUCGUUGCUAGCUUUCUUGGGUUUGAUCCAAUUGAUAAACAAUUCAAGAUAUUGUCCACAACGACUCAUAGAAAUUGUGAAGAGUAUCAAGUUAUGACUUUAGGGACUAAGAAAAAGAUGUCUUGGAGAAUGAUCAAAUGUUGCAUAUCCCAUUCUUAUGUUCAACAUGAUGGUAUAUGCGUCAAUGGUGUUAUAUAUUAUUUAGCUGGUGUCAGUAGACCUCCAAGGGCUAUUAGCAUAAUUUGCUUUGAUGUUAGGUCUGAGAAGUUCAAAGUUAUUAAUAAAGCUAAGGAGAUGUUACUAUGGAGUCUAUCAACUCUUGUUAACUACAAGGGUACAUUAGGUGCCCUUUUGUCUGAAGGGUAUGCCGAAGUUACCGGAGAAACAAAAUGUUUUGAGUUGUGGGUUUUAGUAGAUGCUGAUAAACAUGAAUGGUCGAAGCAUAUAUCCAUUUCGCUGCCCCCGCUGUGGAAGAAUAUAGUUACUGAGGACAGUUUAUACUUUGUUGGAGUGACUGGUACAGAUGAAAUCGUGUUGUCGCCGCGCUAUUUAUCCGAGCCUUACAGUUUCUAUGUUUACUACUACAACAUUGAGAGCAAUACAAUCAGAAGAGUUGAAAUCCAAGGAAUGGAUUCGUUUAGGCAUUGUAAAAUUCGCCUCUCUCUAAACCAUGUAGAGGACGUGAAGCUUUUGCAAUAUAUUUAGGACUUUAUAACUCUAAGACUUUAUACUACAAGGUCAUGGGACUUUACUUCUCCUUAUGCUAUUUAAUGACUAUUCUCUCUUUUUUUGUUUGUGUGAUGGUGGAGACUGAAUCAAUCUCUGUGUUUACAGUUUAGCCUUUUGAAA